Molecule: messenger RNA, 3777 nt
Organism: Durio zibethinus
Lineage: Eukaryota; Viridiplantae; Streptophyta; Magnoliopsida; Malvales; Malvaceae
Biological process (GO): protein phosphorylation
Molecular function (GO): receptor serine/threonine kinase binding; protein kinase activity; ATP binding
Source: RefSeq, a predicted model, not a curated record
UUUUUCACACUAAAAAAAUUGCAGACAAAGCCACUCACUGAACAACUUUUUUCCAUUUCGUUCAAAUUAAAAAACAGUUAUCCCCGUUCCCCCCACCUCUCCUCCACCAUAAACAAAUGCUAAAAACACCCAUCUAGAAUUCCAUUUUCUCUCUGCGCAAACAUCAUGGCCUAGUUGUUUCUUGGAUCCGGAGAUUCUGGGUCUUGCUUAUUAGUUUAUACAUGUCUUUAAAAUACACAUAGCCCACAAGACAUGAUUUGGUUUCUCUCACUGUCCCUCCCUCGGCUCAAACCCUCCUUUCUGUUCCUCUCAUUGAAGUUUGUAGCAUAGCUGUAAUGCCUGUAAGUCCAUGGACCCUCUUCUCCUCCUUAUUCCUCUCUUUGUCAAUUCUAAUUCCCUUCCUUUACACUGCUUUGGCCGUUAACCAACAAGGUGAAGCUCUUCUUUCCUGGAAAGGAAGCUUCAAUGGAUCACCGGAGGCCUUAAGCAAUUGGGAUGACGGGGAUGAAACUCCAUGCAAGUGGUUCGGUAUCGUCUGCAACUUUAAUAAUGAGGUUGUGGAACUGGAAUUGAGGUAUGUUGAUUUGUUUGGAAUAGUUCCAGCUAAUUUCACCUCUUUGUUAAAUUUGAAGAAGCUUGUUCUCUCUGGAACAAACCUCACUGGUUCAAUCCCAAAAGAGAUAAGCAUUCUCAACCAAUUGAGCCACUUAGAUUUGAGUGAAAAUGUCUUAACUGGUGAAAUCCCAAGUGAGCUCUGCAGCUUGCAUAGGCUUGAACAACUCUAUCUUAACUCAAACCAACUCAAGGGCUCGAUGCCAAUCCAAAUUGGGAACCUCACAAGUUUGAAAUGGCUAAUCCUAUAUGACAAUCAAUUAAGCGGGGAAAUUCCCAGCACCAUAGGCAACUUAAAGAAUCUUGAAGUGAUUAGAGCUGGUGGCAACAAGAACCUUGAAGGCCCUCUCCCACAAGCAAUAGGCAACUGCACCAAUUUGGUAAUGUUAGGCCUUGCUGAAACAAGCAUCUCAGGUUUCCUCCCUCCAACUCUAGGCCUCCUAAAGAAGCUUCAAACCAUCGCAAUCUACACAGCUUAUCUAUCCGGUCAAAUCCCCGCCGAACUAGGGGACUGCACUGAGCUUCAAAACAUUUACUUAUAUGAAAACUCCAUGGGUGGAUCAAUACCGAGAAGCCUUGGCAAUCUGAGAAAUCUUCAAAGCCUGUUGCUGUGGCAAAACAACUUGGUAGGAAUCAUUCCUCCUGAGCUUGGAAACUGCAACGGACUAUUAGUCAUCGAUGCUUCCAUGAAUUCAUUAUCCGGAAGUAUUCCUCAAUCAUUUGGGAACCUGACAUCACUCCAGGAACUUCAGCUGAGCGUCAACCAAAUCUCGGGAGAAAUUCCUUCCACACUGGGAAACUGUCGUCAGAUGACUCAUAUCGAACUUGACAACAAUCAGAUCACUGGAACAAUACCUGGGGAAUUGGGGAACUUAACAAACUUAACGCUUCUGUUUCUGUGGCAGAAUAAACUGGAAGGCAACAUUCCGGCGUCCAUUUCCAACUGCCAGAAUCUGGAAGCCGUUGAUUUAUCACAAAACAGCCUAACGGGUCCAAUCCCCAAUGGCAUCUUCCAGCUUAAGAAACUCAACAAACUGUUGCUUCUCUCCAACAACCUCUCGGGGGAAAUCCCGCCGGAGAUCGGAAACUGCUCAGCCUUGAUUCGGUUUCGCGCCGGCAAUAACGAGAUAACCGGAUCCAUUCCUAUCCAGAUUGGGAGCUUAGAGAACUUGAACUUCUUGGAUCUCGGGUCGAACCGAUUAACCGGAUUUAUACCCGAAGAAAUAUCCGGUUGUCGGAAUCUGACUUUUCUGGAUCUGCAUUCCAACUCUAUCGGCGGUACCUUGCCCCUCAGCUUAAGCACGCUUGUUUCACUUCAGUUCGUUGAUUUCUCCGAUAACUUAAUCCAAGGAACGCUGAGUUCGAGUCUCGGUUCACUGAGUUCACUCACCAAACUGGUUCUUGGAAAUAACCGAUUCUCUGGUUCAAUCCCGCCUCAACUGGGGUCCUGUUCGAAGCUACAGUUACUAGACUUGAGUUCAAAUCAGCUGAUGGGGAAUAUUCCGGGAAGUUUGGGGAAGAUUCCGGCGCUUGAAAUUGCUCUCAAUCUGAGCUGGAACCAGCUCACCGGCGAGAUACCGGGGGAGUUCACGGCAUUGGAUAAGCUUGGUAUUCUGGAUAUAUCUCAUAAUCAACUUGUUGGAGAUCUUCAAUAUCUUGCCGGGUUGCAAAAUCUCGUGCUUCUCAACGUGUCGCACAACAACCUCACAGGGCGAGUGCCAGACACGCCCUUCUUUUCGAAGCUCCCGCUCAGCGUGCUUACAGGGAACCCCUCGCUUUGCUUCUCCGGCAACCAGUGUUUUGCUGCCGAUUACGACGGGAAAGGCGGUGGCUCCUCUUCUAAACGCACGGCAGCUCGCGUGGCGAUGGUGGUGUUGCUCUGUACCGCUUGCUCUCUCCUCCUAGCGGCGCUCUACAUCAUCAUCAGCUCCAAAAAGCGAAGCCGUGGUCCUCACCAUGAUUGUGACAUUGACAGAGACGCUGACCUGGAAAUGGGCCCACCUUGGGAGAUGACUUUAUACCAGAAACUCGACUUGUCAAUCGCUGACGUGGCAAAAUCCCUGACAGCUGGCAACGUAAUCGGCUGCGGCCGAACUGGCGUUGUUUACAAAGUCACCGUACCGUCGGGAGUAACCAUCGCCGUUAAAAGAUUCCGCACAUUGGAAAAAACAUCGGCCUCCUCGUUUUCGUCCGAAAUCGCAACGUUGGCGAGAGUCCGACACCGUAACAUCGUACGAUUACUAGGUUGGGGAGCCAACAGAAAAACAAAACUGUUAUUUUACGAUUACAUGGCCAACGGUACUCUGGGCGCGUUGUUGCACGAAGGUUGCGGGAGAGAAGUGUUAGAUUGGGACAUGAGAUUCAAGAUUGCAUUAGGCCUGGCGGAAGGGUUAGCUUAUUUGCACCACGAUUGCGUGCCAGCGAUCUUACACCGUGAUGUGAAGGCUCAUAAUAUUCUGCUAGGGGACCGUUACGAGCCCCGCUUGGCGGAUUUUGGGCUGGCUAGAUUGGUAGAGGAUGAAAAUGGUGGCUCGUUUUCUGCCAACCCUGAGUUUGCUGGGUCCUAUGGUUACAUGGCACCAGAGUAUGCUUGCAUGUUAAAGAUCACAGAAAAGAGCGAUGUGUAUAGCUAUGGAGUAGUCUUGCUGGAGAUCAUAACGGGAAAAAAACCCGUGGACCCAUCAUUCCCUGACGGCCACCACGUAAUCCAAUGGGUCCGAGAUCAUCUGAAAAACAAGAAGGACCCAGUAGAAAUCCUUGAUCCUAAACUCCAAGGUCAUCCAGACACUCAGAUACAGGAAAUGCUUCAAGCUCUAGGAAUCUCAUUGCUUUGCACUAGUAAUCGCCAAGAAGAUCGGCCUAUCAUGAAAGAUGUGGCGGCAUUAUUAAAAGAAAUUCGACAGGAGCCCGUGCAAGGGAGCGAGGCCCACAAGCCGACUAGCAACUCCUCAAAAAAGACAGAAACUACUCCUUCAUAUUCGUCAUCAUCAGUGACCCCAGCUCAAUUGCUACUCCUCCAGGGGUCCUCUCAAAGCUCACUUGCUUACUCUUCUUCCUCUGCAAAUUAUUUCCCAAGAAGCCAAUAAUAGUAAGCCUGUCUUUCGUAAAAUUAUUAUUCCAUGUAUAAAGGUAGCAGUAGCAGUUAAUUAAUGGGGUUCUAGAAUU